UUCAUCAGGAGGCGAUGGCGGCACCGCCGUGACAUCACCCCGCGGCUUAUAUAGUUGGGGAAGGGUCCGGGUCCCCCGUGUAGUGCCUGCAGCCGCCCGCCAGCGCGAGUGCCGAGAGCGCGGAGUGGCGCGGAGCGGCGCGGAGCAGCGCGGAGCAGCGGGGUUCUCUCUCUCUCUCUCUCUCUCCCUCCGUCUCUCCCCAGGAUUUAUGGACUUUACUUUCUAGAGGGCGGCGCGGCAAGGAUGAGAGCCCAGCUGGUGUGCGUGGUGCUGCUGGCCCUGGCCUCCUGCAGCCUCUGCUCAGAUUCAGAAGAGGAAAUGAAAGCCUUAGAAGCAGAUUUAUUGACCAAUAUGUACACAUCAAAGAUUAACAGAGCAAAACUUCCUUACUGGAAAAUGACCCUGCUAAAUGUCUGCAAUCUUGUCAACAACAUAAACAACCAAGUGGGAGAAACAAUAGAGGUAGAUGAAGAGGAUCUCGUUUCAGGAAGGCAGUUUCCUGCUGCUCUGGAUGGCUUCAGCUUGGAAGCAAUGCUGACAGUAUACCAACUCCAGAAAGUUUGCCACAGCAGAGCCUUUCAGCAUUGGGAGUUACUUCAGCAAGAUGCUUUUGAUCUAGAGAACUCAAGCCAAGACAAGGAAAUAAUGAAAAGAAAAAAUCCCUAUAUUCUGAAACGGCAGCUGCAUGUGAACAAAGCUAGAAGACCAUACAUACUCAAGAGAAGUUCAUAUUACUGAUGCAGCAGAAGAAAACAAUGUAUAUUUAGUUUAUAGGUAACUGUGCAUUAUGGUUAUCUUAUUUAAAUCUAAAAUCAUAUUUGUGUGAAAAUAUGCUAUGGAAAAUCAUCAAGAUGAUAACUGUGUCUUUUUUGCAAUUGCUGUUUCUUGAUUGUGAUUUUUUCCUACUUGAGAUUGAUUGGACCAAUACAUUUGCAAAUAAAUCUAGUUUCUAAGCAUGAUGUAUUGUACAAAACUGAGAUUUCAACAUAUUUCCAAGAAUAUUGUAGUCUUUUCCUAUUUUAUAAAGCACACCAACAUCCACCAAGUAAAUUGAUGUUGUCCAUAAACCCUACUGAGAAUCUUACAAUUUCUUAAUGCAACAUCUCAAACAUACAUACGCUUGGCAAUUUUUUUGUAUAAUACACUAGUCAGAACUGCCGCAAUAUUUUAUAUAUUGGCCAAUUUAAUUUAUUAGGGAUUAGGUCAAGGAAGGAAAGAAAUACUAUCAGCUAACUAUUAAAUCAUAAUUUCAAAAUGCAUAUUUUAAAUAGCUUGUAAAUGAAUUUUAAGUUUUUGACUCCUAACUUGUCACUGAAGAGUCAUAAUUUAAGAAAACAAUACAUAACUGAGACUUUAACAAAGUGUGCUAGUGAGAACAAACCCAGAUGUGCUUCAGAGUCUUGUGUAUCACCAACUAAAUAAAGAAAAUAAUUUAUUAAAUCAGUAAAAGAAUUUACAGUGUUUACCUAAUCUAUGAAUGCUCAGGAAAAAAAAAUAAAGACAAAAAAUAAAAGCUGAUUCAUGCUCCUGUGCUGUCACUGUUAAAAGUCAAAAUACUAAUCCAAUUAUAUGAGAAACUUGGGAGAAAUAUUUGAAAGAGGAACUAAAUUAGAACAUCUUAGACUUACAAUUAAAAAGCAUUUCCUUUCCCUCCCUCUACAAAUUUGUAAUAACAGCAGGCAGUUUCAGGGGUUUAUGACAGUCUUGGAAGCUGACGGAGAGGGAAGCUCUCAGCAUGGAAAAACUUGUUUUCAAGCCGUGAGGAAUCAAGUACCACCUGAAAAGUGUCCAUUUUCCAGCUCUGUGUCUGUGAUGUGUACACGAGACUCAGGAUGUCAGUCGUCCUGGGUUCCAGUCUGGAGUAAAACAGUCUGAAAGUACUGGGCGUCGCAACAACGGUCAAAAUAGAGGGAUAGUCCAAGACCCUUGAAACCCGGAUGUUCAGACCAGGAGGCAAAAAAUGGGACAGACAUUGCUUUUGAAAUCCUACCUGUUUUCUGUUUGUGGUAUUUCCUCAAGGCAAUGCUGUUCCAACAAAUUGCCAGAAAAAAACACUCAGAGAAUUUCCAAAUCCUCUCACAGGUCAGAUUUUUCUGUCAAUUAUUAUUAAAUAUAUACAGAGAUAUGCAUAGAAAAACCAUACCCAUGCCAAUGGUUACAGGAACCUGGUUACAUGGGGAGGGAUGGAUUUUUUUACAGUAAAAUGUAUUUUCACUAUAUUAAAGCUAAUUAUAUUUCCUUUUCUCACUGAAAA
Grus americana (Whooping crane) is the source of this 2254-nucleotide messenger RNA. It is a transcript of the gene NTS, whose product is annotated as neurotensin. Gene Ontology annotation, molecular function: neuropeptide hormone activity. The transcript is spliced from 4 exons. The record is from RefSeq and is a predicted model, not a curated record. The coding region runs from base 244 to 738 and encodes 164 amino acids. Lineage: Eukaryota; Metazoa; Chordata; Aves; Gruiformes; Gruidae. Gene Ontology annotation, cellular component: axon terminus; extracellular region.